Marasmius oreades (fairy-ring Marasmius) is the source of this 1242-nucleotide messenger RNA. RefSeq lists its product as uncharacterized. The record is from RefSeq and is a predicted model, not a curated record. NCBI's taxonomy places the organism in Eukaryota, Fungi, Basidiomycota, Agaricomycetes, Agaricales, Marasmiaceae. Gene Ontology annotation, molecular function: oxidoreductase activity. The transcript is spliced from 8 exons. Bases 1 to 1242 code for a protein of 413 amino acids. Gene Ontology annotation, biological process: lipid metabolic process.
AUGUCAUUCCUAACCGCAUUCCUGCAGGAUGGCCCGGAAUACGAACAACGAAAGAGAACACCUUUUGUCCCCCCAGUGGUCACUCUUUCGGAAGUACACGCUGUCGUACCGCAACACCUCCGCUCCAAGAACACCUUGAGAGGCUUAUCGUUUGUUGCCCGCGACGUCUUUCUUGCUUUCUUGUUGUAUACCCUUCCAGUGCACAUUCCUACAACUUCCUCCUUUCUCGCCCAUCACAUACACGACGCGUUUUGGUUGCGGAGUCUCUUCAAAUGGAUACUCUGGGCAGCUUAUUGGCAAUUACAGGGCAUCCUCUUUACCUCUCUGUGGUGCCUAGCACAUGAAGCUAGUCAUGGAAACUUAUCAUCCAGAGGUUGGAUCAAUGAUGGAGUCGGUUUCUGCUUGCACACUUUCUUGCUCGUCCCCUACUUUCCAUGGAAAUUUUCGCAUAGUGCUCAUCACAAAGCAACUGUGUCCCUAGAACGCGACGUUACUUUUGUGCCCUAUACACGUACUCACUUCGAGCUACCCCCGGAAACUGUCGCACAAGCAAAGGACUAUCAUGAGAUUUUUGAAGAAACGCCCAUUUAUACCUUCUAUCGUAUGUUCCUCAUGCAGAUGUUCGGCCUGCUCUUUUAUUUCGCCUUCAACACAAGGGGAUCCCCGAACCACCCAUCUGGAACCAAUCACUUCAAUCCAUAUGCCGCCACGAUCAAAGAACGUGAGCGCAAGCGGGUCAUUGCUAGCGACGUUGGUUUGCUUGCCAUGAUCGGCCUGUUGUGCUCAUGGUCGUGGGAUGUCGGAUUCGGACAGUCUGUGAAACUUUACUUGCUACCGUGGCUGCUCACCAACCACUGGAUUAUAAUGCUCACCUAUUUACAUCACACUGAUCCAACAAUUCCUUACUACCGUCGGGGUGCAUGGACGUUUUUGCGGGGUGCUCUCGCAACCGUUGACCGACCGCUCCUGGGUCGGAUAGGUCGUGUUUUCUUCCAUAACGUUUCCCACGACCAUGUGUCUCAUCACAUCUUUUCCGACGUCCCCUUUUACAACCAGCCGGAGGUUACCGCGCGUAUAAGGACGGUUCUCAAAGAUAAUUACAACUUCGAUUCGACGAACACGUUCAGAGCACUGUAUCGCACGUUCACACAGUGUGAAUUCGUUGAGGACGAGGGAGACAUUGUUUUCUACAAAAACAAGGAGGGCAAGCCCGCCCGACGUGUUGCCGAACAGAGGGAUUAA